Molecule: messenger RNA, 303 nt
Organism: Linum trigynum
Lineage: Eukaryota; Viridiplantae; Streptophyta; Magnoliopsida; Malpighiales; Linaceae
Source: the annotation of a GenBank genome assembly
AUGGCUUCUUCUGGUCUUACUCUCACCACUCCCCCUGUCUUCAAUGGGAACAACUACCAGAUGUGGGUUGUAAAAAUGAAGACAUUUAUGAUGGGAUGUGACAUUUGGGAGCCUGUUACAGGAAGAAUAGUAAAUCCACUCCCUAGAUAUGCAUCACUCAAUCAACAAGCAAGGCAUGCUGAAGAGGUUGCAAAGACUCACAGAGCACUUGCCUGUAUUUUUGUUGCUGUAACAGAAGAGGUCUUCUCAAGGAUUAUGACCUGCACCACUGCAAAGCAAGCUUGGGACAAACUUCAAAAGUAG